This is a messenger RNA of Pieris macdunnoughi, 1269 nucleotides long. NCBI's taxonomy places the organism in Eukaryota, Metazoa, Arthropoda, Insecta, Lepidoptera, Pieridae. The record is from the annotation of a GenBank genome assembly.
AUGUCGGUGAUGCAAAAGCGGCAGCAUUGCUAUUUAUGCGAUUUACCUCGCAUGCCUUGGGCGAUGCUGCAUGAGUUUUCGGAACCAGUAUGUCGAGGAUGUGUAAACUACGAAGGUGCUGAUAGAAUAGAAGUAGUGCUUGAUACAGCACGACAACUCAAACGUGCUCAUGGUUUUCAAGAAGGCCGUGGGCCCUCACAUGCCAAAGGUGGCCACCGUGCGCCAUUAGAGGCUCAUCAAAAUGGUGGAGAAUCCGGUACAAGAGGUCAACCAGCUCCUCCUGCACAUCAUGCACCAACUGCUGGAUUUGCAUUGCAUCAUUCGCGGCCAACUACUAACGCUGGUUUACUAGCAGAGUACGGCGGUCGAAGAGAAGAACAUGAAGGCAGAAGGCUUGCACAUCUACCUCUAGCUCAUUUACCAUCUCAUGGUGGAGCUCGACUUGCUCCUGGAUUAACUUUAAAAAGACCGUUAGAUGAUGAUGAUCAUCAAAAUCAUCACGAGCCAGCAAAAAGGCUUUUAGAGGAACACUCUCGCCCUCCUCUAACUCGAGGGGAAUCACUGCCUGCAGUUUCUCUGGCGGCUCCAUUUGCACCUGACCGUGUUUUCAAACAAGAAAAACAUCCACUACGUACUCCGUCAUUUGACGCAGCUUUUAAAAGUAACGGUUAUGGAGGUAGUGCCCCUCUAACAAAUGGUUCAGCUGGGUCCCCAUUGGGCCGUACAGCUGGUUCCCCUCCGGUGACUGGUGCUGGAGCAGGUCCUUCGCCGAUGGCUGCACUUAUGUCAGUGACGGAUACUUUACCUCCAGGAUCCCCUCGUUCUACUGGAGGAUCACCGCCACAGCCACCACCCCAAAGAUCCGCUAGCCGCUCGAGUCAACAUUCGCCCAAUUCAUCAGGGUCGAACGGCGGGCGGCGGUCGUCGGGCUCGCGACACGUGUCUUCUACAACGUCCGUAUCGUCCACGGAGGCCAGUGAGGGAACAGAUGCGGCAGCUCCCGCUCCAGCGCCGUUGCUAAAGUGUACGCUCUGCCAAGAACGCCUCGAGGAUACGCAUUUCGUUCAAUGUCCGAGUCAACAACAUCACAAGUUCUGUUUCCCGUGCUCCCGGGAUUCAAUCAAGAGACAGCAAGGAUCUGAGGUUUACUGUCCAAGUGGCGAAAAGUGCCCGUUGGCGAAUUCAACCGUCCCCUGGGCUUUCAUGCAGGGCGAGAUCGCAACAAUCUUAGGAGAGGAAUUCAAACCUAAGAAAGAAAGGGAAACCUAG